This is a messenger RNA of Dendrobium catenatum, 2277 nucleotides long. RefSeq names its product probable ADP-ribosylation factor GTPase-activating protein AGD11. Gene Ontology annotation, molecular function: GTPase activator activity; phospholipid binding. Bases 1147 to 2103 code for a protein of 318 amino acids. The record is from RefSeq and is a predicted model, not a curated record. The transcript is spliced from 7 exons. Lineage: Eukaryota; Viridiplantae; Streptophyta; Magnoliopsida; Asparagales; Orchidaceae.
GGGUGAGAAUGUAAUAUUUUAUAUAUUUUUAAGAAAAUUCCAUUCAAUAUACGUUGAAUGAACCAACGCUUCUUUCACCAGGUUAAUUGAUUCAAAACUAUUGAAAAUCUUUCAGGGGGAUAUUGUAUAUUAUAGACUUUGUAUUUUACUACUUUUCCUAAAUGCAACGAUUCUAGUUAAUAGCUAUGAAUCACAAAAACAAAAUCUAAUGAAAAGAUAAACAUGCCACGUCAGGAGGAUUUGAUAAACCUUGUAAUACUAGGAAAUGACAUGCCUUUCAUAGUUGAUGAAUUUGGUUAUAAGAACCUAUUAUUACUGAAUUUUUUAGCGCAUGCAAUUAAAACCCACACCGUUAUUUGUGAAAAUUUUUGUAAAAUAUAUGAAGCACAGUUGAUAAUGAAUAUGUUGAAGAAAGAGUCAAAGAAAGUUCGAUAGAAGUAUAGCAGAGAAAUAGAAAUGUGAAAAAAAGAACUAGAUGCAUUUACUAACUUAACCAUAGUGUCAAGAUAUAUUUGCAAGUUGCAUCCGAGAAGUUUCGAAAAGGUUGAAAAUUUUUUCCCCAACAAAAAUUAGUGUAGAAGGGAUGCUAUUCGGUAUGUCUACAUGUUGUAUUGUGAUGUGCAAGUGCCAUGUCUUCGACACGAUUUCUACAUGAAUUCAACUGCCCUUUAAAAUUUUCUAUGAUUUUUAGACAAGUAUAAAAGAACCAAUACUGCGGAAACUGUCUACCUUGUGAAAUGUAGUCUGCAGAAUCAAAGAUAUGUUGACUUGAUGAGUAGCUUUUCUAAGAUGUGCUAAGCAAAAUUGGAGGAAACUUGUACCUUUGUUAGUUGAAGAACAAAUAUAUUGAAGAUUAUAACGGAUUGUAAAACGGCUAUUUGGAGAGUUCAUCAAUACUCUUAUAUUACUGAAAUGACUGGAGAUGGUCAAUCUAUGCAGGAAUAAAGUGGUAAUGCUUCUGUUAAAAUCUUUUCAUGCAUGUCAGAAACAUGCUGUGGCCUUUAUGUAACCAUGUAAGCAUGGACUCAUAUAAUUACUAUAUUUGGGACAACGCAUGGGCUAAUCUAAUAUUUUGAUAACAGGAUUGAGGAACCUGAUAGAGCUUGCUGAAUUCUGGAGGGCAUCAUUUGAUUAAAGUUGCUCACUAUGGAGUACAGAUUGUCACUGAGCCAUGGAGUAUUUAUCUGCAUCAAGUGUUCAGGCAUUCAUAGAAGCCUUGGCGUUCAUAUAUCCAAGGUUAUUUCAGUUAACCUAGAUGAAUGGACAGUUGAGCAGAUUGAUUCUUUAAUUAAUGGGGGUGGAAAUACUGCUGUAAAUAUGAAAUACGAAGCUUUCCUGCCCGGAGAUGUUGAAAAACCAAAACCAGAUGCUCUAUUAGAGGAACGUUUUGAUUUCAUAAGGAGAAAAUAUGAGCUCCAACAAUUUUCAUCUGUCCAAACUGUUUCUGCAUCUACAGUAUCAUCUUUCAAAUCACCUUUGCAGAACAAUAUCCCCAAAAAUAAAUACUUUGAGAAGCAACACACUGGUAUCCGUCAUACUCUAGCUCAAGCAUUCAGAAACAGUUGGAGUAAAAAGGGAUCUGAGCAGAAAGCAUUCAGGUCGACGGUGGGCAUGGUUGAAUUUCUUGGUUUAAUUAAGGUUAACAUUAUAAGGGGUACCAAUCUUGCUAUUCGAGAUGUGCUAACCAGUGAUCCUUACGUCAUUGUAACUUUAGGACACCAAACAAUGAAAACAAGAGUAGUGAGGAGAAAUUUAAAUCCUGUGUGGCAUGAAAGUCUGAUGCUGUCAAUUCCAGAUCCUAUUCCUCCACUUAGACUGCAAGUGUUCGAUAAGGAUACCUUCAGCGCUGACGACGAAAUGGGGGAGGCUGAAAUAGAUAUCCAACCGCUCGUCGAAGCAGCCAAAGCAUAUGAGAAGUCUUUUUUAAACGCAGAGCCUAUACAGGUUGGUAAGUGGCUUGCAACAGACUACAAAACACUCGUUAACGACAGUAUUUUCUCCCUUGUAGAUGGUAAGGUGAAGCAGGAGAUUACCCUUAAGCUUCAGAAUGUGGAGAGUGGCCACUUAGAGAUGGAGCUACAAUGCAUGCCUCUUAGCCAAUGAUUUUUCAUCUUACAGAAUUGAUUUUAUUUUGAACUUUUUUGUGAGAGUAAAUAUUACAUUUUAAGGGUUAUAGUAAGUGCUAUAUCGUACUCAAGUAGUUGUGAGGUAUAGCACUUUCUGCACUUAUGUAAAAUCUCAUAUAAUUAUAUAAAUAUAUUUUUCUUACAUUCUUAA